GAAGUGGGGCGUUCCUUUCGGUAGGGAACAGAAAUUGAAGAGCGCGAGGCGAGUCAGAAGACUGGAAAGGCAGGCGAACGGACGGACGGAGGGAGGGCAGAGGCAGCGGCCCUCUUCUAGAGGGGGGGCUUAUUAUAACAAAUAUAUACGCACAUGUGUGACCUGCUUGGCCGAACUAUAUGUCACAUGUGGAAAACCGUUAAUUAAAAAAAAAAAAAAAAAAAAAAAAGGAACAAAAAAGACGCAUACAACAGCGGCUUUAAUUUAAAAUGCCUAUUUUAGUUUUCCUCUUAGACACGUCCGCCUCUAUGAAUCAGCGCACUUAUUUGGGUACGACGUAUCUGGACAUUGCUAAAGGCGCGGUUGAGGUCUUUAUGAAGCUGCGUGCCCGAGACCCGGCUAGUAGAGGCGACAGGUACAUGCUAGUUACAUUUGAUGAUCCGCCAUACGGAGUGAAGGCGGGCUGGAAGGAGAACCACGCCACCUUCAUGUGCGAGCUGAAAAAUCUUCAAGCGUCCGGGCUGACGACAUUAGGUCACGCUCUCCGCACGGCCUUUGACCUGCUUAACCUCAACCGCCUCGUCUCAGGCAUUGACAAUUAUGGGCAGGGCCGCAACCCUUUUUUCCUCGAACCAUCUGUAAUCAUCACUAUCACUGAUGGCAACAAACUCACGCAUAGCUCAGGCGUCCCAGAUGAGCUGCACUUGCCUCUAAACUCGCCUCUGGCUGGCAGCGAGCUGACCAAAGAACCCUUCCGUUGGGACCAAAGGUUGUUCGCGCUGGUGCUUCGGCUCCCCGGAGCUGCUACCGCAGAUAACGAGCAGCUCGGCAGCGUCCCCACAGAUGAGUCGGCUAUCACCCAAAUGUGUGAAGUCACAGGAGGGCGAUCCUACUGCGUACGAACACAACGAAUGCUAAACCAGUGUCUCGAGUCUCUUGUCCAAAAAGUUCAAAGUGGCGUCGUUCUAAAUUUUGAGAAAAGUGGGCCAGAUCCGCCUCUUAUAGGGGAAGACAACCAAGUGGAGUCAAACCGCUCCGUGUCAUCCUUUAGUCCACAGCUGUGGCACAGUUGCCAUAAACUCAUCUAUGUGCGCCCCAACCCAAAAACGGGGGUGCCAGUCGGGCAUUGGCCCAUCCCUGAAUCCUUCUGGCCGGACCAGAACUCUCCCACGCUGCCCCCUCGCACUGCCCAUCCUGUAGUGCGUUUUUCCUGUGUAGACUGUGAGCCCAUGGUGAUAGACAAGCUUCCAUUCGACAAAUAUGAACUGGAGCCCUCACCUCUCACCCAGUACAUUCUGGAAAGAAAGUCUCCACACAUGUGCUGGCAGGUGUUUGUGAGCAGCAGCGGGAAGCAAAGUGACCUGGGUCAGCCUUUUGGUUACCUUAAAGCCAGCACCACUCUUACUUGUGUCAACCUGUUUGUCAUGCCUUAUAAUUACCCGGUGCUCCUUCCACUCCUUGAUGAUUUGUUCAAAGUGCACAAAUUAAAACCGAACCUCAAGUGGCGACAAGCCUUGGAGAUGUACCUUAAAACGAUGCCUCCGUACUACCUCUUGCCUUUAAAGAAGGCCCUGAGGAUGAUGGGGGCACCAAAUUUAAUCGGAGACAGCAUGGACUGUGGUCUAAGUUACAGUGUCAUCUCCUAUCUGAAGAAGCUCAGCCAGCAGGCAAAAAUAGAGUCUGAACGCUUGAUCGUAUCUGUGGGGAAGAAGGCACCCCAAGAAACUGGCAUUAGGGUGAAGAACCACUCCAGCUCUUUGUCUCUGGCCCACCGGCGAGAUUUGAAGCAACUGCUACAUGGAAUCACUGGAGAGGCUCCACUUCGCAUGGUGGACAUCAAUUUCAAGGAGUUUUCCGGCUUCCAGAUCGCAUUGCUCAGCAAGGAUGUUAAGCCUCAAGCUUAUCGAAAUGCCUACGACAUCCCAAGACGGAAUCUUCUGGAUCAGCUUACUCGAAUGCGUUCUAAUUUACUGCGAACUUCACAAAAACUAAUCAGAGGGCAGGAUGAAGAUUACCUGCAUAGCAUUCCAGUGGCUCAGAUGGGAAACUAUCAGGAGUAUCUGAAAAUGAUGCCGUCUCCUCUAAGAGAAAUUGAUCCGGAUCAACCUAAACGACUGCACACUUUUGGGAACCCUUUCAAGCAGGAUAAGAAGGGAAUGAUGAUCGAUGAGGCCGAUGAGUUUGUCUUAGGUCCUCAAAACAAGAAAAGGGCGAAUUCCAGUGACUCAAAUGCAGGUGCUACUAUGAAGAGAAGGCGGAGCAUGUCACCGUUACUACGGCGACCUCAGACUCCACCGGUCAGCGCCAACCACAUUCUGGCUGGAAAGAGUCCGACAGGUGUUCAAGGACAAGUGAAUCUCCCAAAAGUCAUACCACAGCACAAAGGGCCGGAUGGUGCUGAGGUGGUCAGCGAGAGUAACGGCGAUGGUGUUCUUGUUCCUGACUCGGGUGAGAAUUGGCCCAGUGAAGUGGACUCCGUGGGAGGAAUUCAACAUUCGCUCAACUCGGUGGGAAAAGCAAGGGCAGAAGCAGUUGAUGGGGGCGAGGACAUCAACAUGACUGAAGAGAAAGCUGUCAUUCAAGACGGUCAAGAGGAGCAGUCACUAGAAGAGACAUUCAAUUGUGUGGACUUGAGUCCGCAGAGCAACUUGGACAGUGCAGAGACUGAACCGGCAGUGCUGGAGACCAUAUUCAUAGCACCACUAGACGGUAGCCAAGCAGAACUACGGACACGAGUCAUCAAGGAAGUCCGCAAACCUGGCCGAAACUUUGAGGCAAUACUAGAACUACUGCAGCAGGUUAAAGGACCAGUCAAUGUCCAGCGCUAUUUCAUUCAACACGCCAUCAAAGAGGCCUCCAGAUUCAAGAAACGGACCCUAAUCCAUCAGCUAGAGCUUACACUUGCCAAGAUUGAUGAGAAGCAUGGGACGCCGUCACAGCUUGCUAGUGAUCAUCAUCAAAACACAACAACAUAGGAAUGAGAGACCCAAAAAAAGACAAACGAAGGCUUUUCUAUAAGAAGGGUCCAAAUGCUGUCACGUCACAUCCUGUCAUAGGCCGAGGGCUGCUUAUCUGCAAGGCACAUUCAUGGAGGAUAAAUAGUGGGACUUUAGGAAUGUAAUCCUCUUCACACUGACGGAUGACAUCCACAAUCAUUCAGUAGACCGACACUCCACCGUACGAACAAUAAGCCAUAAAACAUCCUUAAAUGGCUGUAUGAUUUUCUUCAGCUGGUCUGAAACGUGUUUCUGAGCAUUCUUUUGAAAACAGUAAUGUGACCUCUCAUUUUUCCUGCCACGACUGCUCUCUUUUUAACUAUCCCUGUCAUUCUAUGUUGUGAAGCAAUAUAUAACAUUGCUCGCGUUGAGGUCAGGAUUAAUGCAUCUGAAUUUACAUUUCGGCACAAUGUCUCAACACACAGUGUAUCACAAAAGUGAGUACACCCCUCGCAUUUCUGCUGAUACAGUGGGGCAAAUAAGUAUUUAGUCAACCACCAAUCGUGCAAGUUCUCGUACUUGAAAAGAUUAGAGAGGCCUGUAUUUGCCGACAUGGGUAAACCUCAACCAUGAGAGACAGAAUGUGGAAUUUAUUUCCAAAUUAGAGUGGAAAAUAAGUAUUUGGUCACCUUCAAACAAGCAAGAUUUCUGGCUGUCAAAGAGGUCUAACUUCUUUGAACGAGGUCUAACGAGGCUCCACUCGUUACCUGUAUUAAUGGCACCUAUUUAACUAAUUAUCGAUAUAAAAGGCACCUGUCCACAAUCUCAGUCAGUCACACUCCAAACUCCACUAUGGCCAAGACCAAAGAGCUGUCGAAGGACACCAGAGACAAAAUUGUUGACCUGCACCAGGCUGGGAAGACUGAAUCUGCAAUAGGUAAAACGCUUGGUGUAAAGAAAUCAACUGUGGGAGCAAUUAUUAGAAAAUGCAAGACCACUGAUGAUCUCCCUCGAGCUGGGGCUCUAUGCAGGAUCUCACCCCGUGGCGUCAAAAUGAUAACAAGAACGGUGGGCAAAAAUCCCAGAACCACACAGGGGGACCUAGUGAAUGACCUACAGAGCUGCAACCACAGUAGCAAAGGCUACUAUCAGUAACACAAUGCGCCGCCAGGGACCCAUCCUGCACUGCCAGACGUGUCCCCCUGUUGAAGCCAGUACACGUCAAGGCCCGUCUGCGGUUGGCUAGAGAGCAUUUGCAUGAUCCAGAAGAGGACUGGGAGAAUGUGUUAUGGUCAGAUGAAACCAAAAUAGAACUUUUUGGUAGAAACACAGGUUCUCGUGUUUGGAGGAGAAAGAAUACUGAAUUGCAUCCGAAGAACACCAUACCCACUGUGAAGCAUGGGGGUGGAAACAUCAUGCUUUGGGGCUGUUUUUCUGCAAAGGGACAAGGACGACUGAUCUGUGUAAAGGAAAGAAUGAAUGGGGCCAUGUAUCGAGAGAUUUUGAGGGAAAAUCCCCUUCCAUCAGCAAGGGCAUUGAAGAUGGGACGUGGCUGGGUCUUGACAAUGAUCCCAACACACAGCCAGGGCAACAAAGGAGUGGCUUCGUAAGAAGCAUUUCAAGGUCCUGGAGUGGCCUAGCCAGUCUACAGAUCUCAACCCCAUAGAAAAUCUGUGGAGGGAGUUGAAAGUCCGUGUUGCCCAACGACAGCCCCAUAACAUCACUGCUCUAGAGGAGAUCUGCAUGGAGGAAUGGGCCAAAAUACCAGCAACAGUGUGUGAAAAGCUUGUGAAGAGUUACAGAAAAUGUUUGGCCUCCAUUAUUGCCAAUAAAGGGUACAUAACAAAGUAUUGAGAUGAACUUUUGGUAUGGACCAAAUACUUAUUUUCUACCAUGAUUUGCAAUUAAAUUCUUUAAAAAUCAAACAAUGUGAUUUUCUGUUUUUUUUCCCCACAUUCUGUCUCUCAUGGUUGAGUAAUAUUUUCAAGUGGAAGAACUUGCACAAUUAGUGGUUGACUAAACACUUAUCUGUAUUUAGUAUAUCUUUUCAUGGGACAACACUGAUAAAAUGACACUUUAACACAAUGAAAAGUA
This is a messenger RNA of Corythoichthys intestinalis (scribbled pipefish), 5030 nucleotides long. It is a transcript of the gene ints6l, whose product is annotated as integrator complex subunit 6 like. Gene Ontology annotation, cellular component: integrator complex. The record is from RefSeq and is a predicted model, not a curated record. Lineage: Eukaryota; Metazoa; Chordata; Actinopteri; Syngnathiformes; Syngnathidae. The transcript has 18 exons. Gene Ontology annotation, biological process: snRNA 3'-end processing. The coding region runs from base 270 to 2975 and encodes 901 amino acids.